UCGGUUUAAGGUUAGACUUGGUGUUUGUUUGGGGCUAGUUAUGGCAGCCCCACCGCAGGCGUUAGUCAACCGAAACAAGAAGCACUUCCUGGGGGUCCCCGCGCCCUUGGGUUACGUCGCUGGGGUUGGUCGAGGGGCUACGGGCUUCACCACACGGUCUGAUAUCGGGCCAGCGAGGGACGCCAACGACGUUUCGGAUGAUAGGCAUGCCCCACCGGCGGCAAAACGCACUAAAAAGAAAGAUGAAGAGGAGGAGAAAGAGGAAGAAGAAGAUUUGAAUGAUUCGAAUUAUGAUGAGUUUAGCGGUUAUGGGGGGUCACUUUUUUCCAAAGAUCCCUACGAUAAGGAUGAUGCUGAGGCUGACGCGAUUUACGAAGCGAUUGAUAAGAGAAUGGACGAGAAGCGAAAGGAGUACAGGGAGAAGAGGUUGAGGGAGGAAUUGGAGAAAUAUCGACAAGAAAGGCCAAAAAUCCAGCAACAGUUCUCCGACUUGAAACGCGACCUGCAGAACGUCUCCGACGACGAAUGGCGGAGCGUCCCAGACGUGGGGGACGCCCGUAACCGGAAACAGCGCAAUCCCCGAGCCGAAAAAUUCAUCCCUUUGCCCGACAGCGUCCUAGCCCGGAACCUGGGGGGCGAAUCCAACACCACCAUUGACCCCAGUUCGGGGCUAGCAAGCAUGGUUCCGGGUGUUGCCACCCCCGGAAUGCUCACCCCGACCGGAGACAUGGACUUGCGAAAAAUCGGACAAGCCCGCAACACUCUCAUGAAUGUUAAGUUGUCGCAAGUGUCCGAUUCGGUGACUGGACAAACAGUUGUGGACCCGAAAGGGUAUUUGACCGAUUUGCAAUCAAUGAUUCCCACCUACGGUGGGGAUAUUAAUGAUAUUAAGAAGGCGAGAUUGUUGCUUAAAUCGGUGAGGGAGACGAAUCCGAAUCAUCCUCCGGCGUGGAUUGCUAGUGCCAGGCUGGAGGAAGUUACGGGGAAGGUGCAAGCGGCGAGGAAUUUGAUUAUGAAAGGGUGUGAGGUUAAUCCACAAAGUGAGGAUUUGUGGCUGGAGGCGGCCAGGAUUAAUCCCCAGGAUACGGCCAAGGCGGUGAUUGCGCAGGCGGCCAGGCAUAUUCCAACGUCGGUACGGAUCUGGAUCAAGGCUGCAGAUGUUGAAACCGAAACAAAAGCCAAACGGCGAGUCUACCGAAAAGCCCUGGAACACAUCCCGAACUCAGUGCGUCUCUGGAAAGCCGCCGUGGAACUGGAAAAUCCAGAAGACGCCCGAAUUCUCCUAUCCAGAGCAGUGGAAUGUUGCCCCACUGCUGUCGAACUAUGGUUAGCCCUCGCAAGACUCGAAACGUACGAAAAUGCCAGAAAAGUCUUAAAUAAAGCUCGAGAAAAUAUUCCCACUGAUAAACAAAUCUGGACAACUGCGGCCAAGCUGGAAGAAGCCAAUGGUAAUCACGCCAUGGUGGAGAAAAUCAUCGAGAGGGCUAUAACUUCAUUAAGCUCGAACGGAGUUGAGAUAAAUCGAGAGCACUGGUUUAAAGAAGCUAUAGAAAGUGAAAAAGGGGGCCACGUGCACUGCUGUCGCGCCAUCGUCAAGGCAAUCAUCGGAUAUGGGGUGGAGCCCGAGGACCAGAAGCACACCUGGAUCGAGGACGCCGAAAAUUGUGUGAGCCAGGGGGCGUACGAAUGCGCCCGCACUGUCUACAACCACGCCCUUGCCACCUUCCCGGGCAAAAAAUCAAUUUGGUUGCGUGCCGCCCAUUUGGAGAAAAACCACGGAACGCGGGAAAGCCUCGAGGGGCUCCUUCAACGAGCCGUUGCCCAUUGCCCCAAAAGUGAGAUUUUGUGGCUCAUGGGGGCGAAAAGCAAGUGGUUGGCGGGUGACGUACCCGCAGCCCGAGGGAUCCUCGCCCUGGCCUUUCAGGCUAACCCCAACAGUGAGGAAAUUUGGCUUGCUGCAGUCAAACUUGAGUCAGAAAAUCGCGAAUAUGAGAGGGCGAGAAGGUUAUUGGCCAAGGCCAGGGGCUCCGCCCCCACGCCGAGGGUCAUGAUGAAGAGUGCCAAGUUGGAGUGGUCGCUCAAUGACUUGAAAGCGGCCCAGAAUUUGUUAGAUGAAGCCUUGAAGGUCUUCCCGGAUUUCGCCAAGUUGUGGAUGAUGAUGGGGCAGAUACAUGAACAGGAGGGCGAGUUGUCGAAGGCUUUCGAUGUGUAUUAUGGGGCGAUCAAAAAAUGCCCGAAUUCCAUCCCGUUGUGGAUUUUGCUGUCUCGCCUCGAAGAAAAGCGCGGUUUGUUGAUAAAAGCGCGCUCAAUGUUGGAAAAAGCCCGCUUGAAAAACCCCAAAAACGACCAACUGUGGCUUGAGGCAAUCCGUAUUGAAAAACGGGCCGGUAUGAAAGACAUCGCGAACGCAAUGAUGGCCAAGGCGCUUCAAGAAUGCCCCACUUCGGGGCCCCUCUGGGCCGAGUCGAUUUUCAUGGAAGCGCGGCCUCAACGAAAGACACGUUCUGUGGACGCGCUCAAGAAGUGCGAGCACGACCCACAUGUCCUCCUAGCCGUCAGUAAGUUAUUCUGGUCGGAGCGUAAAAUCGGGAAAUGCCGGGAAUGGUUCCAAAGGACUAUUAAAAUCGAUUCGGAUUUUGGAGACGCGUGGGCUUAUUGGUACAGGUUUGAGCAGCUUCACGGAACGGUGGAGCAACAGGAGGAUGUGAAACAGAGGUGUUUGGCGGCGGAGCCCCAUCAUGGGGAGUUGUGGUGCUCCAUUUCCAAGGACAUUAAGAAUGUGGGGCUGAGUAAUGAGCAGCUUUUAACCCUGGUUGCGAAAGAAGUUGUUAUUCCAGUCUGAGUUAGUGUUACUUAAUAGAAAUAAGCGAGGACAGGUA
Messenger RNA from Tribolium castaneum (red flour beetle), 2879 nucleotides. It is a transcript of the gene Prp6, whose product is annotated as pre-mRNA processing factor 6. Gene Ontology annotation, biological process: mRNA splicing, via spliceosome; spliceosomal tri-snRNP complex assembly. The transcript has 9 exons. Bases 41 to 2842 code for a protein of 933 amino acids. Gene Ontology annotation, cellular component: catalytic step 2 spliceosome; U4/U6 x U5 tri-snRNP complex. NCBI's taxonomy places the organism in Eukaryota, Metazoa, Arthropoda, Insecta, Coleoptera, Tenebrionidae. Gene Ontology annotation, molecular function: protein binding. The record is from RefSeq and is a predicted model, not a curated record.